Lotus japonicus is the source of this 6429-nucleotide messenger RNA. RefSeq names its product protein REDUCED CHLOROPLAST COVERAGE 1. NCBI's taxonomy places the organism in Eukaryota, Viridiplantae, Streptophyta, Magnoliopsida, Fabales, Fabaceae. The record is from RefSeq and is a predicted model, not a curated record. Gene Ontology annotation, molecular function: protein binding. Bases 392 to 5905 code for a protein of 1837 amino acids. Gene Ontology annotation, biological process: organelle organization. Gene Ontology annotation, cellular component: cytoplasm. The transcript is spliced from 26 exons.
GCUGCCAUAAAACGCCAUUUUAUCACUCUGACGAUUGAAUCUCAGCCCUUCCUUCCUUAUCAUACCACCCUCCCCACCUAUAUCUCUCUGCUUCCCUCUGCCAUUUUUCUUCCUCUAUCAACUUUUCCUCCUUCUAGUGGAUGAAAGCUUCAACUCAAAAACCUCUGUGAUGUUCAUGCAGUUUAAUCCCCAUUAUUUCUCUGCAUAAACACUCAUUUUCAGUCUGUACUUUACACUUAUCUGUUUCAGUGGCUUAGUCAAUUACUUCAUAAACGCAUUAAAUACACCUCUUCAAUAAUCGAAGUCCUUUAUAUAAAGGCUUCAGCUUUUUGCUUUGUGACAGAAAGCUUCAAUUUCUAGUUUUUUUUCCUCAAUUUCAAAGGAGUUGAAAAUGGCACCAAGAAACACUCGCGGAAAGGCUAAGGGUGAGAAGAAGAAGAAGGAAGAAAAGGUUCUUCCAGUUGUGAUAGAUGUCACUGUGAACCUUGUCGAUGAAACUCAAGUUGUUCUCAAGCAGGGCAUAUCAACUGAUAGAACAAUAGAUGUUCGUCGACUUUUAACAGUUAAUACAGAGACAUGUCAUAUCACUAAUUUCUCCCUAUCACAUGAGGUUAGAGGGCCUCGUUUGAAGGAUUCGGUGGAUGUUUCCGCACUGAAGCCCUGCUUCCUCACUCUAGUGGAAGAGGAUUACGAUGAAGAACGAGCGGUGGCUCACGUCCGAAGACUCCUCGACAUCGUCGCCUGCACCACCACCUUCGGUCCGUCGUCGACGCCGAAGAAUGCCGCCACCACCGCGCCGAAGUCCAAACCUCCGCCGGCCAAUCCGUCACCGAAAGAUGCCACCGCGGCGGCGGCGGCAGCCGCAGCAGACGGAGACGGCGAGAUAAGCCACUCUUGCCCUAAGCUGGACAGUUUCUACGAGUUUUUCUCGCUUUCGAAUCUCACUGCACCGAUCCAAUAUGUGAAGAAAGCUGCGAGGCGCCACGUGGAGGAGAUAGCAGAGGCUGAUCAUCUGUUUUCGCUCGAUGUGAAGCUGUGUAAUGGGAAAGUGGUGCAUGUUGAAGCUUGCAGAAAGGGGUUUUAUAGCAUUGGGAAGCAGCGGAUUCUGUGUCACAAUCUUGUUGAUUUGUUGAGACAGCUUAGCAGAGCUUUUGACCAUGCGUACGAUGAUCUCUUGAAGGCAUUUCUAGAACGCAACAAGUUUGGGAAUCUCCCCUAUGGCUUCAGAGCCAACACAUGGCUUGUUCCUCCUAUUGCAGCUCAUUCACAAUCAGUUUUUCCUUCUCUCCCUGUGGAGGAUGAAACUUGGGGUGGAAAUGGUGGUGGUCUUGGAAGAGACGGGAAAUUUGAUUUGAUUCCUUGGGCCAAUAAAUUUUCAUAUAUUGCAUCUAUGUCUUGCAAGACAGCAGAAGAAAGGCAAAUUCGUGAUAGAAAAGCAUUUCUACUGCACAGCCUGUUUGUUGAUGUUGCCAUUUUCAGAGCAAUUAGAGCUGUUAAACAUGUUAUGGAAGAGCACAAUUUUAGCUGCUCGGCUGCAGAAAAUGGAAUUAUUUACACUGAGAAAGUAGGUGACUUGAGUAUCAGAAUCUUGAAAGAUGGUUCUGUGGCGAGCUGUAAGAUUGAUACCAAGAUUGAUGGAGUUGAAGCUACUGGAGUAAAUCAAAAGGAUUUAUUAGAACGAAAUCUACUGAAAGGAAUCACAGCUGAUGAAAAUACAGCAGCUCAUGAUAUUACCACUUUAGGUGUUGUCAAUGUAAGAUAUUGUGGUUAUGUGGUUGUUGUGAAAGUUGAAGAUGGAGGCUCUGAAAAUAACAAUUCUCCAUCUGAUCAAAAUGAUGAAUUGUUUGAUCAGCCAGAGGGUGGUGCCAACGCACUAAACAUUAACAGUUUAAGAUUACUUCUUCACAGCACAACCCAACCAGAGAACAAUAAGCAGAUGACUCAGACACAAAUGUUUGAAGAGCUUAGUGGUUCCAAUGCUUUUGUGGAGAAACUGAUUAAAGAAAGCCUUUCUAAGCUUGAGGAAGAGGAACUGGGUUUGGACUAUUUCGUAAGAUGGGAGCUUGGAGCUUGCUGGAUACAACAUUUGCAAGACCAAAACAGUGCAGACAAAGACAAGAAACCAUCUUUGGAGAAAGCUAAGAAUGAAAUGAAGGUCGAGGGUCUUGGGAAACCGCUCAAGGCCCUCAAGAAUAAUAAAAAGAAAUCUGAUUCAAGCAAUACUAUGCUUGCAUCUGAAUAUUCAAAGCCUAAUCAGGAGGUUGAAAAUGCUCCAUUGCCCUCAAUUGAAUCCCAGCCUGAUACCACUGCAGCUGAUAAUGAACUUUUGCUAAAAGGGAUAUUAUCUGCAGCAGCUUUUACCCGAUUGAAAGAAUCAGGAGCUGGACUUCACUGCAAGUCUAUUCAAGAUUUGAUCAACUUAUCUCGGAAAUAUUACCUGGAUGUUGCUAUCCCUAAACUGGUAGCAGAUUUUGGCUCAUUGGAACUCUCUCCAGUUGAUGGCCGCACCCUAACUGAUUUUAUGCAUACUCGUGGUCUACGCAUGCAAUCUCUUGGACAUGUUGUCAAGCUUUCGGAAAAGCUUUCACAUGUGCAGUCACUUUGUAUUCAUGAGAUGAUAGUUCGAGCUUUCAAGCACAUCCUUAGGGCAGUGAUUUCUGCCGUUGUUGACAAGGAGAAAAUGGCUACAUCAAUAGCUGGUGCAUUGAAUUUGCUACUUGGUGUUCCUGAAAAUAGAGAAUCAGAUAAAUCAUGCGAACUUCACCCCAUUGUAUGGAGAUGGCUAGUAUUGUUUUUGAAGAAACGGUUUGACUGGGAUCUUAGCAGGUUAAAUUACAAAGAUGUGAGGAAAUUUGCAAUUUUACGAGGCUUGUGUCACAAGGUGGGAAUUGAGCUUGCUCCAAGGGAUUUUGAUAUGGAUUCUCCAUUUCCCUUCCAAAAAUCUGACAUUGUCAGCUUGGUCCCAGUUCACAAGCAAGCAGCAUGCUCAUCUGCAGAUGGAAGGCAGCUCCUAGAGUCAUCCAAGACAGCUUUAGAUAAGGGAAAGCUUGAAGAUGCUGUUACCUAUGGGACAAAGGCUCUUGCAAAGCUGGUAGCAGUUUGUGGUCCCUACCAUCGGAUGACAGCGGGAGCAUACAGCCUCCUUGCUGUAGUUUUAUAUCAUACUGGAGACUUCAAUCAGGCGACAAUUUAUCAACAAAAAGCUUUGGAUAUCAAUGAGAGAGAGUUAGGUCUGGAUCAUCCUGAUACCAUGAAGAGCUAUGGGGAUCUUGCAGUUUUCUAUUACAGACUUCAACACACAGAGCUGGCUCUGAAGUAUGUGAAGCGUGCUUUAUAUCUGUUGCAUCUGACUUGUGGUCCAUCUCAUCCAAAUACUGCUGCAACAUACAUUAAUGUUGCUAUGAUGGAGGAGGGUUUAGGAAAUGUACAUGUUGCUCUCAGAUAUCUUCACAAAGCAUUAAAGUGCAACCAAAGAUUACUUGGUGCAGAUCAUAUUCAGACAGCUGCAAGUUAUCAUGCAAUAGCAAUAGCACUCUCAUUGAUGGAAGCAUACCCAUUGAGUGUGCAGCAUGAGCAAACAACUUUGCAAAUUCUCCGAACAAAACUUGGCCCUGACGACUUGCGUACACAGGAUGCUGCAGCUUGGCUUGAGUAUUUUGAGUCCAAGGCUUUUGAACAACAAGAAGCUGCUCGUAAUGGUACUCGAAAACCUGAUGCAUCAAUAGCUAGCAAGGGUCAUCUAAGUGUGUCAGAUCUUCUUGACUACAUUAAUCCUAAUCACGAUUCCAAAGGGAGGGAUGCAGCAGCCAAGAGAAGAAGCCAGGUAACAAAGGUUAAGGCUUCAACCUACCAGAACAUUGACUCAGCAAGUUCUGAUGAGUCUUCAAAAGAAAUUCAAAAAGAGGUUUCAGAUGAAGAUGUACCUAUACCUGACCCAGGAGGUAGUGCAGAUUCUGAGCCUGAGAACAACUCUGCACCUGACUCAGAAGAGCAUAUUUGUGAAAAGAUAUCUGAUGAAAAGCCACAAAUGUCUGGUCAAAUACUGUCUGAAGCUCCUGCUGAUGGAGAUGAUGGAUGGCAACCUGUUCAAAGACCAAGAUCAGCUGGCUCAUAUGGUCGGCGACUGAAGCAGAAACGGCUUGGAAAAGUUCAUAAUUAUCAGAAGAAUGUUGAAACUAGUGCAGAAUACCCUUUGGGAAGGAGUGAUAAUCAGAAUAGUAGGUAUUAUUUCUUGAAGAAGCGGUCAAUGUACCAUGGGGGCUCUGCAGAUAAUCAUGCUUUCAACAUCACCCAAGGCUCUAAAUUUGGAAGGAAAGUAGUCAAAGCUGUUACAUACAGGGUUAAGUCUAUGCCCUCAGCUCCCAAGACUGCUUCAGAUGAGACAUUAGAAAUUGGUGACAAGCAACUAAGUUCUCAUUCAGAACUUGAUUCUAAUGAUGACCAUCCAAUUAAGACUUCAGUAGUUAGUCUUGGAAAAUCUCCUUCGUACAAGGAAGUAGCAUUGGCUCCUCCGGGGACAAUCUCCAAGUUCCAGGUCUAUAAUCCUCAAAGUGAGAUUCCUGAAUGCCGUGAACAUGAUGUUGGAAAACAUAAAGAGGAAGAUGUUGAAGCUCAUAAAAGUAUUAAUCCAACCCCGAAGGAGGUAAAUGAUAUGUCUCAAGAGAAGUGUGAUGAUCCUUUAUCAGAUUCUGUAGAUGAUACACAAGAUGAUAUUGUGGUUGCUCCUGAAAAGAAAGCGGAAAGUCAGUUGAUUGAAGUUGUACAAGAAAAUUCUGGGAGUGCUGAGGUCCUUGAAUCUGUGGAUGUUGAUGCUCAAGGAACAGAUGAUAAUAGCAUAGUGAUUGAUGCUGUACAGAAUCAUUUGGAGUCUUACAAACAAGAACCUAAUGCAACUAAUUCAUCUGGCAGUUUUGAACCUAGUGAUGAUACAAAGUCCAAUUCACCAGGUGGUGAUGAUUCAUCAUCAAGUCCGAGUCAUGCCGGGGUCAUCGCCUAUAAGAAAUUGUCUGCAUCUGCUGCUCCAUUCAACCCGUCACCUGCCAUUGCACGUGCUGCUCCAAUUGCCAUGAAUAUAACUCAUCUUUCUGGUCCUGGUCCUGUUCCUGCUAUUGGCCCCUGGGCACUAAACAUGCCGGGACCUGCUACUUUGCUACCUGCAGGUACCCCAAUGUGUUCCUCUCCACACCACGCAUAUCCAUCACCUCCCACAACACCAAAUAUGAUUCAACCAUUGCCUUUCAUGUAUCCUCCUUUUACCCAACCUCAGUCAAUACCAACCAACAACUUUCCGGUCAGUAAUGCCUUUCAUGCCAAUCAUUUUACAUGGCAAUGUAAUUUGAACCCCGCCAUAUCUAAGUUUGGUCCCAGUGCAGUUUGGCCUGGUUGUCAUCCUAUGGAAUUUUCUCAUCCGGUACCUAUUGUUGAACCAAUCCCUGAUAUCAUUUCAGAGCCACAAGUGCAGUAUCAUGCAGUUGAAAGUCCCCGUUCAGCUUCAGUUCUGCCUGAGGAUAUUGAUAACAUAGGGGAUUCCAAUAAAGAGAUAAAAGCUUUAACAUCCGAGGCAAGUGAAGAUGAAGUGGUGAGAGCUGGUUCGGAAAGUAUAAAAGAAAAUGGUAAUCCAAAUUUUCCUGGGACAGAAAAUGCUGAGAACAAGCCAAAUCUAAACAUUGGCUCGAAUGGCAGCAGUAGCAGCAGUGAAACAAACAUGGAUGGUGAGAAAACAUUCAGCAUUUUGAUUCGAGGAAAGAGAAACCGAAAGCAGACUCUCAGAAUGCCAAUAAGUUUGCUUACACGGCCUCAUGGCUCUCAGUCGUUUAAGGUCAUAUAUAACCGUGUAGUUAGAGGAAGUGAUGCUCCCAAGUCCAUCAAUUUCUCUUCAAGUAAACAUUGUACAGCUACUGCUUAACUCACAGUUCUUCAUUGUUACUAAUGAAAUAUAGCUGAGUUAUUGUGUGCAAAGAAGAACCAGUCGACAUAAUUUCUCAUGAAAGGAACGUGGUAUAUCAGUCAUUCGUGGAUUCAAUCACAAAUCACCCUGCCUUCGCAUCUUAGUUUUUUUGCUGCACUGUCUUCUGAGAGGUUUCUGAUGUUUCCAUUUAAUAUUAGAGGAUUGGAGACUUUUCUUCAAUUUAAGUCUGCAGGUUACUGCUGUCUGUUUUGGGGUUUCGGAGGCACCUUCAAGGUGAAAAUUUUGGUUCUUCAUGGAGUUAGACAGUUUUUGAUAUAAUGAAUUACGAGACCGAGACUUUCUAAUCAUUAUUAUUCUUUCUUGCUACACCAUAGUCGAUGGUUUUGAAUUUUGAUAAUUAAUUCGGUUCAAUUGUAUAUACAUUCUUAAUAUUUGGUUGACUUGUUAUUGAAUUGUUCCAACUGGAAUAAUGUGAAGGAACAUAUCAAUGAAAAUCACUAAUUGUUGGUUUAGGUACACAA